GUGUGUGUCUGUCUGUCUGAGGGCUGCCACCCCCAGGUCUGAGUCUAACGUUUCCCACUGGAACCAGGUGCUGCAGUGCCAGUAAGUCUGAAGAAGACUGGGAAGCAGGGGAAGACCAAAUCUUGCACAGGGUCAUCUUAAGGAGGAAAGGGAUCUAGGGGAGAGGGAGGGGGUUUCUGAGGAGUGAAACCACUUCCUGUGUAGCUAGUUCCUGUGUUGACAGAGCUGAAGAGGAGGAGGGGUAUGGAGAGAACAGACAGGGUUAGGGGGCUACUAAGUCUCUGGAGAUGAGAAGACCAAGAGUCCUUCCCCACCAGGAACUUCCAUCACUACUACAGCUGGAGGAGUUUUUCCCAGUUUCUGUGCUCCCCUGGGGCGACUGAGCUAGCAGCUUGGGUGGGAAAAGAGAACUGGAGGAAGUUGACAGGGAUGGGCGGGGCCCCGUGGGGGGGGGGCUGACCAGGAACCCAGCUUCCUGCUCAGUACCCAGGCAUCCAGCCCCUGGCUCACCCCCACCCCUUCCAGCCCCCACUCCCCUCAGGAACUCAGGGAUUCCGGUCCUCCUCCCAAAUCCCAGCUACCCCUCCCCCAUCGGUUCCCCCCUCCAAGGAUGGAGGCAGAAAAAUCCCAGGAAGAAGAGGAUGGUGAGCAGGGACCCCAUCAGGAUGAGCAUGGCUGGCCCCCUGUGAACACCACCACCCGGCCUUGGCGAUCUGCUCCUCCAUCUCCUCCUUCUUCAGGGACCCACCAAACAGCCCUGGGGCCCCGCUCGGCCUCCCUACUCUCCCUUCAGACUGAGCGCCUUCUGGACCUGGUGGCUGAGGCCCAGUCCCGCCGAUUAGAGGAACAGAGGGCCACCUUCCAUGCCCCUCAGAACCCUCCAAACCUUGCCCGAGCUCUGCCCCGGCCUCAUGAGGAUAGAGAACAGCUCUACAGCACCAUCCUCAGUCACCAGUGCCAGCGGAUGGAAGCCCAGCGGUCAGAACCUCCACUUCCCCCAGGAGGGCAGGAGCUCCUGGAAUUGCUGCUGAGAGUUCAGGGUGGGGGUCGAAUGGAGGAGCAAAGGUCCCGGCCCCCGCCACACACCUGCUGAGACUUGAGAUCCCACCAGUCUCUCCACAUGCCAGGGGCUCAAAGCUGGGCAGUCCACUGCAUGUCACCUGCCCUGCUUGCCAGGGCCACCAGAGACUGAAAGACUCAGCAGAAACUACAAUAUCCAUCACCCCCGUCCACCUUCCCUGGGAACUGGAGGGGGUGAAAGUCCUCAAAUUCUGGGGAUAGUCAAGGUAGGAUGGCCAUUUAACGCCCUCCCUAGUACCUGGGAGCUUGAGGCUGCUUGAGGAUCCCACCCACUAAGGGACAGCCCAACCCCCUCCUGUGAUCGAAAGGGAAUGGUUGGGAGUAUUGGUCCUAAACUGUGGGGACACCCCCAGUAAUCAAGCCACUAGGCAGGAUCAGAGGGCUCAGGCCUCCAUCUCCCAAGAAAAGGCAAAUCUCCCAAGGUUAUGACUUGAGAGACAACUCUACCCUCCUUCCCAGUAAGAAGAAAGAGGGUGGGUACAACAGAGAGACUAUUAUCCCGCCCCCAGCACCCCCAGCCCCAAGACUAAAGGGCCUACAGGCUGUGAAUGGACACUUAGCCCUGCCCACCCGCCCUCCCUACUGCUGCCCCGAGUCUGUCUGAUGUAUGAAUAAAUGUAAUUCCCCUCUGGACUGA
Molecule: messenger RNA, 1717 nt
Organism: Talpa occidentalis (Iberian mole)
Lineage: Eukaryota; Metazoa; Chordata; Mammalia; Eulipotyphla; Talpidae
Gene: GPSM3
Product: G protein signaling modulator 3
Exons: 4
Coding region: 611-1093 (160 amino acids)
Biological process (GO): regulation of inflammatory response
Molecular function (GO): protein binding; GTPase regulator activity
Source: RefSeq, a predicted model, not a curated record